This is a messenger RNA of Pomacea canaliculata, 750 nucleotides long. RefSeq names its product CD151 antigen-like. Lineage: Eukaryota; Metazoa; Mollusca; Gastropoda; Architaenioglossa; Ampullariidae. Gene Ontology annotation, cellular component: membrane. The record is from RefSeq and is a predicted model, not a curated record. The transcript is spliced from 7 exons. The coding region runs from base 1 to 750 and encodes 249 amino acids.
AUGUCUGCACAUCAACGGCAUCUGGCAUUCCCCCCAGGGACCUAUCCUCCAGCCCCUAUCUGCUGUGAGGUGACGUAUGGAGGUGAUAAGGUCAUGGGCAGCGUGGCUAUAGGUCUCGGUAUCUACGCCCUCAAGGACAAGAACAACAUGGCCGCCCUGACGAAGAUUGACUCCUCGGGCAAGAUCGGAGAGUUCAACGGCGUAGGACUUCUGCAGCAAGGCGCCAUCGCUAUCAUCUACAUCAUCAUUGUUCUGCUCAUCGUCAUCGCUGAAGUUGUUGCUGCAGCCCUGGCCAUCGCUUUCAAAGACAGGAUACAAGAGAAGUUCAAAGAGGGACUGGUGCUGGCCAUUAAAGAACAUUAUGAUGGUAACUUGACCUCUGACAACCCCUUUUCACGUGCCUUUGACUACGCACAGGUUCAGUUCGACUGCUGCGGUGCCAACAACUACACCGACUUUCUGGGGUCAAAGUGGAGCGAGUCUAGAGGCAACGACAAUGUCCCGAGGGCUUGCUGUAAACUGCAAAAUAAGAAACUGUAUUUUGAUCACAACAACGCGACUCUGGCGGACCCCAGUUGUCCUUCGAAAGUUCCUGACACCAACAACCCCAACACCGGCACGCCAUGCUAUCAGGCCAUCAGAGACUGGGUGACCAAACACGCACACAACAUCAUCUGCGCUGGUUUUAUCAUCUUAAUCAUAGAGAUAUUUGCUGUAGUAUUCGGCUGCUGCUUGUACCGCGCCAUAUAG